Molecule: messenger RNA, 12888 nt
Organism: Cheilinus undulatus (humphead wrasse)
Lineage: Eukaryota; Metazoa; Chordata; Actinopteri; Labriformes; Labridae
Gene: sema6bb
Product: sema domain, transmembrane domain (TM), and cytoplasmic domain, (semaphorin) 6Bb
Exons: 17
Coding region: 796-3405 (869 amino acids)
Biological process (GO): negative chemotaxis; axon guidance; semaphorin-plexin signaling pathway
Molecular function (GO): semaphorin receptor binding; chemorepellent activity
Source: RefSeq, a predicted model, not a curated record
CCAGCUUGAAGACAAACGCUCCGGUCCUCCUCCCCUCAGCUCCUGAGUGCAGCUCAAACAACGGGAACUAUUUUCCUCUGAUAAACCUCAUGAAUGGGACUUUUCCCUGCGCUGGAUCCCGAGCCCGUGAGCGUCAACGUGGACGUGGACAGACAGCGAAGGACAGUCUUCUUUCCAAUCCGAGGAGGAAAAAGACGCAGCAAUGACAGAGCAGCAGUCGUGCGCAGCGGCAAAAUAGAGCAACUAUUGUAGGGACUGGAGAUUGAUAACACAACUGGGGCGAGCAACGAGGGGCGGCAGAUGCAAUUUCCAGCCGUUGCAGCUGGUUUUAAGCGCUGGAUGGGCUGUUACUGCGUUUUCUUUUUCAUCACUGACUCCUUUAACAUUACUUGGACGGCUGUCUGUGCGGGAGGACCGCUGCUGCUGCAGAGACUAACGGGGUAUGCCAUGUGUCGUUGCGCGACAUAGAAGCUCUUUGUGGGCUGUUUUGCACCGGGGACAGGUGGUGCUCUAUGUGUGUGUGUCUGUGUUGAAACUAGCAGGGGGCCACGGACACACAACCCCCUGAGACAGUUGUCUUGGGGAUGUCAGGCCGGCGUACGGGAUCAGUUUUUGCCAGAGACAGGUGCGACAGGGAGGAGUAGUUUACAAAGCCCCGCGCAGGAUCUGGUAACGCACUAACGAGCUCUUCCACUCGGAUCAAACUCGGAUUUUUUUUUCUAAUCAGCGGGACACACAAUCGACUCAAACUGCACCUUUUCACAAGAUAAUCAAAGACUGUGCCAUUCUGUUGCUAUGGCAACCACGGCCCCUCCCUCCUUCUUCCUGCUGUGUUGGCUGCUCCAGACGACCAGCUCGGCUUUUCCAGAGGAGCCCGGACCCCUCAACUUCAUCCCCACUGAAGUGGUGAGAAGACAUCCAGUGUUUCUGGGCCGACCUCAUCGAACAUGGCUGAGACAGGAGCCUCUGCACAUCCAGAGGGUCCUCCAAGUCAACCGGACACUCUACAUCGGAGCGAGGGAUGACCUUUACCGUGUGGAGCUGGACAUCGUAGCAGGAGAUGAGAUGUUCUACAGCAAGAAAAGAACGUGGGAGUCAAACAAGAAUGACAUCAGGAUCUGCAGGAUGAAGGGCAAGCAUGAGGAUGAGUGCCGUAAUUUCAUGAAGGUGCUGCUCAGCAGACAAGGCGGCCUGUUUGUGUGCGGGACGAAUGCCUUUAACCCGUUAUGUGCCAACUAUACUGGAGACACUCUUGAGAUGAUAGCAGACCCUGUCAGUGGGAUGGCCAGAUGUCCAUAUGAUCCUAAACACGCCAACGUAGCUCUGUUUGCAGAGGGGAAUCUGUUUACUGCCACAGUGACAGACUUCCUGGCCAUUGAUGCAGUGAUCUACCGGAGCCUUGGGGACAGUCCCGCUCUGCGCACCGUCAAGCACGACUCCAAGUGGUUCAGAGAGCCCUAUUUUGUCAGUGCUGUGGAGUGGGGACCUCAUAUCUACUUCUUCUUCAGAGAAAUAGCCAUGGAGUUCAAUUACCUGGAGAAGGUUGUGGUUUCCCGUGUGGCAAGGGUGUGUAAACGUGAUCAGGGUGGCUCUCAGCGCGUCCUGGAGAAGCAGUGGACGUCGUUCCUGAAGGCUCGUCUGAACUGCUCCGUCCCGGGUGAUUCUCACUUCUACUUUAACCUGCUACACUCCACCAGCCCAAUCAUCAGGAUGCACGGCAGGGACAUCAUCCUGGGGGUGUUUUCCACGCCAGCUAACAGUAUCCCAGGAUCGGCUGUGUGUGCCUUCGACAUGGAGCAGCUGGCUGCUGUGUUUGAUGGGAGGUUUAAGGAGCAGAAAUCCCCAGAGUCUAUUUGGACGCCUGUUCCUGAUGAAGUCAUCCCAAAGCCAAGGCCUGGUGGCUGUGCUGUUCAGGGGUCCAAGUUUAAUUCCUCAAACUCCUUUCCUGAUGAGAUGCUCAACUUUGUGAAGACCCAUCCUCUGAUGGAUGAAGCCAUCCCAUCACUUGGACAGAGACCAUGGAUAGUCAGAACUAUGGUCAGGUAUCAGCUGAACAAGAUUGUGGUGGAUACAGAAGCCGGGCCUCACAGAAACCGCACUGUCCUGUUCCUUGGGUCGAGUAGAGGCACCAUCCUCAAGUUCCUCAUCAUGCCCAAUCAGGACAACACCGUCACCAACAGCAACAUCUUCCUGGAGGAGCUGGAGGGCUACAACCCUGACAAGUGUGCUGAAGACUCUCCACAAGCCAGGCAGCUGUUGUCUCUGACUCUAGACCGGGUGAGCCACACUUUGCUCCUCGCCUUCCCAUCCUGUGUGGUCAGAGUACCGGUGGCACGAUGCCAGCUCUACUCCAGAUGCAUGAAGAACUGUAUAGCCUCCAGAGAUCCUUACUGCGGCUGGACAAGAGGAAGCACCUGCUCUUUCCUCAGACCGGGAACAAGACUGCCGUUCGAGCAAGAUGUUGAACAGGGAAACGUGGCCCACUUGGGUGACUGUGACGGGAUCCUGCUGCAGGAGAGUUUCAUGGAGGAGCCUGACGGCCUGGUGUCUGUAAACCUGCUGGUGGUGUCUGCGGUUUCAGCCUUCGCCACAGGAGCUAUCCUCUCCGGCCUGACUGUCUGCUGGAUUAUGAGUCACCGCCACCGCCACUCACGAGGCUCAGGAGCCAAUGGGGCUCGCCGCAAGAAUGACAAAGAACAGAGCAUGCUGGGCCAGGGUCGAAGCGGUUCAGUGAUGAGCGUUACAAGAACCAGCGGGGGUGAAAGGCGACGAUCCCAGGCAGACAACCCCUUCGUCACACCGAACGGCUGGCCUAAAGGAGAGAUGGACCCAGGUUUGCUGCCCACGCCAGAGCAGACGCCACUUCAGCAGAAACGAGCCAUGCGCCUCCCAGACACCGACUGGGACCAGAGCCAAACUUUCCUCACUGCUGUGGGGACUCCAUGUCCCAACAACUCGGUCAUCUACCUGAGCUCGAAGUUCCUGCACGGAGGAGGAGGGGGAGGCAUGGUGCGGAUAGAGGACCCGGGGGAGGUCAUGCUGCCCCCGCACACAGAGCGCCAGCGGUACCUGAUCCUCGCCACGCAGAGAGGGGAGCACGGCGGCAGUCGUCCUAGCGGCAGCCUGAGGAACUCAGCGGGGGAAUACAUCUACCCCGCUACACCACAGGACUCCCCUGACCGACGGAGGGUGGUGUCCGCUCCCACCCCCCACAUGGACUAUGGGGAGCCUCGCUGGAGUCAUGAGGCGCUCAACUACAACAGCAACAACGGAGUGCCAUAUCACCCCCAACGCCAGGGCCUCAUCAGGCCCGACAUGCACGGGUCUCGAGGGCUGGGAGAGUUGGCAGACUUCGGCCACCUCAUGGGGAAGAAUAUGGGAGAGCGCACCCCUAGUGGCCAGUGAGGGGAAGUAGAUGAGCUCUCUCUGAACGCCCAUUCCCUCCAACAGCAGACUGGAAUAAAUCCACCCCUCAGACUCAGUGUCCCAGUCCAACCUUACCCUGUCUGUCCUCUCUCACUGUCAUUCAAUGUCCUGACGUCAUUCAGCCGACUGAAGAGAGGGACAGAGAGAAAAGAAACAGAGAGAGAGUCAAAAAAAGAGGAGAAACCUCCUCUCAUGUCUCCGUUGCUCUUAAUCUGGGCUGCACCCCUCUGCUCUGUGAGUGGAACUCCCCACAGAGCCCGACUUUGACUCAGUGAGGUAGAGAAAGGGGGGGCAAAGGAGCAUGAAUCUCAUAGGUACAUUUGAGGGUAAAAAAAGAGACAAUAUCGCUCGCAGCGCCAAAUGUGAAAGGUUUCCCUCUGCCAUUUUGUUUUUGACACCAUGGAUCUUUAUCGAGUGUGAAGUUUUGUUUCUGCUUUUGUUUUUCGUGCCGGUGGCAUCCAGCAGACAACAAUGUGCUUUACUAUGGAUUUCAGAUGAGACUAAAACUGUUGUAGCCGUGCCAGAGGGCAGUGACUCUCAAUGAAUCAUGCAGUGUGUGAAUGAGAUCGUGUGAAUGUGUGUGGCCACAGCAACCCCAACCAGUGUCCCGUCUUAACUGUGAAGAAUUACUAUAUAAUGAAGUUUCUGUGAGAAAAAGGGCCAUGAUGACAUAAUUUUACCUUUUAUAAAAAAUACAGAGACAGAUUUUAUUUUGUGUCUAUUUGAAACUGUGUGAAGCAAUCAGAGGUUCAGAGGUUGACCUGUGGCUAGUGAAGACUCCCAUUGUGGUUUUACGUGAUCCCUGGUACCUCAGAAGCAGCUCCGGAGAGCCAUCAUGAAGUUAAAGAAAGCAAUAAUAAGUAAAGAACAUCUAAGGGAUGAAAAUAAAUCUGAUAUUUUCUAGUUUAAAUGUUUUCUCAGCAGAUGCAAACUGGAGCAUAGAGGUGCGUGAGAGAGCUGGAUCAAUAUCUCCCCUCCAUUAUUCCCUCUCUCAGUAUGCCUGGCUCUCUCUGACCUGACCUGAGCCCCCUCCUCCUCCUCCUCCUCCCCUCAGGCUCCGCAGUCCAUUUGAAGGAGGGAAUGUGAGCUCUGACUGUCUGCCCAUCUGACUGGGGCUGUGAGCUGUGAGGCCCGGCCGCUUGGGAGCUCCAUUCAGCCUCUUCUUCUGCCCGACACUGAGCCUCUUUGUGCCCCUUCGAAGCAGGAGGAGACUGCGGCAACAAAUAGCUGUUAAGAGUCAGGGACCUACCCCGGCACCACAGCUAAGCAGAAUAUCAAUGAGGAGGACAGCAGAUCCAUCCGUCAUGUGAGAUGUACCAACCAGGAUGGGGCAUCUCAUACGCAUUGCCCACUCUUUUUGAAAGGGAGGAGCUAAGGGGCGUGGCUAGGCUAACCGUCAUAACACUCAUCCUUUGUGGGUUUAUCUCUUUCAAUGUGUGUCCCAACAGAAGUGAGCUCAAGAAAACAGAUGUCCAUGGGUAUACUUUGGGUGUGGAGUUACUCUUUCACUCCAUUAUCUGAUCUGUUUUGUCUGUUCUUAUCCGUUCUCGAUUCAAAUGUAGAUCCAGAGAUAGCUUUUUCUCUCUCGUCUGGGUCAUGCUGUGGAGGUGUUUUUUUGUGUAUGUCACUCAGUCUGCUUGUGUGCGUGACUCUCUUCUGGUCCAUGUCUAUGAAUGUGUAACUCAUAUAAAACGCAAAACAACAAAAACAGCUUUGAUCCAUUUUAAUCCACCUGUCUUCUGUUAUUUUUGUCUCUAUGGAGACGUUGAUGUUGUUCAUCAGCCCUUUGCCUCACGUUCACAAAUCUGUGCUAACAGUGUCAAAGCCCUGCGUGGGAGUCGUGUAUGCUAUAUAUUACUUUUAGCUCAUUAUUGUGUACACAAAGGCCAGCAGAUACACUGGAGGAGGUUGUUUGUGCUUGCUUUUAAGGGAACUGGGUCAGAUUGUAGAUGCACAGAGAAAAAACAAGAACAUGUCACAUUAUAUCAAUAAAGAGGCUCCAGGGACCUAUUUGAAACAAAUAAAGACAUUUGAUCUAAUAGCCUGAGACUGCAACAAUGUAUUCACAAUAAACCAAGUCAUUUUUCCAUUUAUGUUUGAAAUAUGUUGUUUAUAGUGUCAAUGAGUUGAUUGGUUUUUGGCAACAAAAAAAUGUUCUAGCUGGUGGAGUAUUUAGUAGCUAGCAUAUAGAUUUUUGACUUUUUUACUCAAAACACAUUAAACACCAAGUGUUGUUGGAAAGUGAAGUCAGUACUGAAGUGUAGAAAACUGCAACUCCUUGAAUGUCCACUAGAGGCUUAUUCCAAAAGCCAACAAAUCCCCGCUUACACCCAUAAUAAGAUACACAACUCACAGCAGAAAUAAACAUGUCUACAGCCUGGCUCCUAAAAUGGUUUAGUCUCCAAACAUAUAUCCUUACUAGUGAAUUUUCUUUUUAAUCCACUCAUUCAUUUUGAUUAAGGCCAGUUUUGUUUAUUUGAUCUGUCACUAAGCCCCGCCUCCUUAGCUCACUCAGACAACCAAUCAGCCUGCUGUCUAAAUUAUCAUUAAUGGUUUUCACUUGGGUUAGCUUUACUUACUAGCUUUCACUGUAGUUAACAGUGAAGUUGGCCUUCCAUUAGCAGCUGUCUGCUAACUUAUGUUAACAUUAUGUAGCAAAGUUUGCAAUAAGGGGAUGUUAUAAAGCAGUGGUUCUCAACCUUUUUGAGUCGCGACCCCCAAUUUAAGAUGCACUGGUGUCCGUGACCCCCCCAACGCCCCCACCCUCCUUCCAAUCACGUGCCCCAACACCCCCCUCCCCCCCAAAAAUCCCGAUGUGAAUGGAUAAAGCGCUGUCUGCGGUGCUGAAAGAAAAAACGGUGCAGGUAUACUGUAAAACCAAAUGAAAAAUUUACUUUUUCUUAUUCUACUCCCAGCAGCUUUGCCUCUGAGGAUGAGCUUCUGCUCAAGAUAUUGAGGGAUAUUUCUGUGUAUGAUGAAUAACGUACAAAAAAUCUCAUCAGAUACUUGUUUUUCAUGACAUUUAUAUUUUUCCAAAAUGAUUUGGCGACCCCCAGAAAUCAUCUCGCGACCCCCUUUGGGGUCGGGACCCCAAGGUUGAGAAAGACUGUUAUAAAGGAUGGUUCUGACAUAAUGUAUGGUAUUAUUUUCUUGAAGCAAACUUUGCUAACACUAUGUUGCCUUAUCUUGAUCAAAUGUAGAGAUCUUCACUGAUCUUUACUUUGAGCAGCUCAAUCCAAACCAGACACAUAGUGUCUCAAAUUGCAUACCUCUGUUAGCAUACUGUAUUACAGUACACUAAAAUGCAGUACAGAGCACUUGUUCUCAGAAAGUUAGUAUAAUCCCAAAUUGCACACUGCUACUUUGCACUAAGAGAAAUUCACAACUGUUUUUAUUUCUUCUACUUCUUCUAUCAGCAGAUGCCAAAUAGCCAAUAAUAAUAGAAAUUUGACAGCUAUUUUCACUUACUAUUGAUUUCAUAUAACUUGUAUUUUAUGUUAACAUUAUUCGUUUCAAUAAAACAGAAUUAUUUUGCCUUAAAGGGCUUUUCCUUGAUUGAAAUGUGCCACCAUUGCUAACACCCUGUUGGCCAGCUAGCGAAUACUAAAGUUAGCUAGUGCAUUAGCAUGCUAGCAGUACAACAGCUGCUAAGUCAUGAAUAUUGUGUUCAUUUAGGGUGGGAAAUGUCCAUCUUCCACACUUAAUUCUCUGCUGUUUUGUGUGUGCUAGUAGUAUAACGCAUUUGCACACUUGUGCACUCAAAAUGUUAUUUUAUUUAGCACAGAAGUAUGCAAUUGGGACACGCUGUUUGCUGUUUUCAUUACAUUUAUUCAUUCAUUCAGCCAGCCUCAACAUCACCUCUUUAGUUGCCUCUCAGUUAGUUGGAGUUAGCAGUUACAAUUAGCCACCAACAUCAUUGUGCUGGAUGAUGCUUUUUCAGACACAAACGGGUGAAACCACAGAGACUACAUGCAUGUUUGUGUGCAGUCUAGCUGGAAGGAGGGUGAAUAGUAGACCUCUGUUCUUUAUUAAUUAAAUAAAAAACAGGAUUAAAAUUUUAGAACCACUUCCACCACCUACAGAUGGAUAUGCCACUCUCUACUCACACAUUCAAAGCUCGUGAGAGGACUUUUGUGUUAGUGUAGAUACUGGCAAUCCUGUGCACAGACCCUCUUAUCUCUUUCCUGAUUUUGUUCUGUACAUGUUUAAUAAGUGUUCUUUGACCCAAAAAAAUCCUGGUUUCUUUUAAAAUCAAAUCUUGCUUUGUUCUGAAUCACAUUAUCUGCCACCUGCCCCCAGCUUCUUAGGCAUUAAAAUAACUGUAAAGAAACAAACAAUUUAGUCACUUAUAGUUGCAUUUGCUUUUAUAGGUCAUAAAUAGCUAUAUAUAUUAAUUUCAGCCUAUUUCACAACCAGCUGAAAACUCCUCACAGGAGAUUUAAUUAACUGUGUUGAUGUUAUGUUUACACGUGUUUCUGCUUCCCCUAGUGGCCACAAAACCAAUAAAUGAAGAUAUAAUGUAAAUAAAAAACCUAAAUUUGAGUAUUUUUUGAAGUGUUUUUAGAACACUACUGUUUUUCUUUACCUUCCUUUAAGAGCUAUAGACUCUUUUUUCAUUUAAUGGAAAAGUAAAAAAAAAAAAUCUGGAUGCUGUCACCUAAGACUUUAAUUUUAAAGAAACGGAUUAUGUCAAAUGUAGAAUAGUUUGAAACCCGGACCAGUCUGUUUACCUUCACCAUACGACUGUUUUUGACACUCAGUGUUACAAAAACAUCUCAGUAGGUACUCAAACAUUCCCGCAGCUCAAUCCCCUGCAAUAAAAAAUCUCCACAGGCAGAGCUGAAGGUACUGGAGGUACUGCAGGAGACGAGCCAGUGAAAGAGAUUUAUGAAAGCAAGGACAGAGGGGGAGGUCAUGCAGGCGAACAUGAUGUUACUGCAUUACAGCCUUGCCACAUUAGUACAGUGUAUUCUUUACACACUCCACCCUGAAACAGGUCAUUAGCAUUGAGGAAACGGAGCUCUCCACCAUCCUUGUCUCUCCAUCUCCAUCUCUGCUGUGGCCUGCGUGUCUGUGUUUCUCUAUGUGUGUAUGAAUGAGGCCUCUCUUGUCUAGGCCGGCCUGCCCAGCCACCCGUGGCCUCGCUCUGCAUCUCCUCCGGUGUUUCACUAAACAUGCUUGAUUAGGCAAAGUACAUUCCCGGCCCCUCUAAUGGCCUGAUGAGCCCUUGAGAAGAUUACAACAGACACAUCAGCCCCUGAGAGGGAGGUACACAUUUAACCAACUCUUUACCCCUCUACACACUUCCAUGCAUGCACACAAAUACUGUCAGAGCCUUGAACCAAAUUCAGGAUGCAAUCGCAUUAAGAUCAGAAAUAGAAUCAGCGGAGGUUGUCCUGUUCUAGGAAAGGUACUGUACAUGACGUUGACUCACUGACAGCAGUUUGAUAGAUCAACAUUGCAGAACAGCUAAAGAAUUAGAUGUCUGUUUAUUAAAAUGGACACUUUGUCUCCUUCUGUUGUACAAAAGUGAAGCCAAAAUAACCCAGCAACAGGUGCUUGUAUAUUGUCCUGCUCAUACCUGUAACUGACUGAUAACCCGUGAAAAACCCCACAGAUUGGUGAAUCUACAGCAGAACAUAUUCUUGUAUGUUUUCACAGUUGUUGAAAGUUUUAUGACUGUUUUCUUAGUUUUUAUCAUGUUUUUUUCACCUUUCUGCCACUUGAGAUUGCAGAAAGGAGGAGCAUUCAGCAACAGAGCUGUCAGUCAGGACAUUCCAUGUGCUCUUUUAUGCAUCAAAUAGUUAACUAAAACUUCCCAGGAGAAUUUGUAAUUUAUCAACAUAAACCAGCAUGAUCAUAUCCAUCACAACACAAUCAGUGUUUGACCAGAAUGUUUUUAACACAGUGUGACUCAUGUCCUCUCUGUUGCCAUGCAGGAGGAAGGGCUAAUGACCCACACGGAGCCUGUCAGCUGGAGGACCGCUAAAAAUGUUGUCUUCAUUCCAAGCAGCUGUUACUUUUUGCAUCUUAAUAUAUUGUCUUUGGACGUCUUUAAGCACGAUUUUAGGCCAGAUUUGUCCCCACAACCAUCAGUUGGAUCAGUCUGAGGCUGGUCACACUCACUUAUUCCUUCAAAUAAUCCUCAAAUGUGUCCAUUUUAUUACUCUUCUGCUUCCAAACUUGAAUUAUAAAUAUUAAACAUGUUUGAUUUUUAUAAAACCAGGUCAGCCGGCAUCCAGCAGAAUACCAACAAACCAAUGAGAGCGAGCAGAUCAGGAAGCGUCUCAACCCAGAUGUUAGGAAUUUUCACAACUCACUUACCACUGCCGAUGGGCAAAACCUCGUAUCUCCAAAAUCAAUGCUCAUCAGGAAAUUUAAGAAACACUGUAUUUUUUUAUCAAUUUAUCACUGAAUGGUCAUAGUCAGUGCCUUUUUUAAGCUGCUUAUCUUAAUUUGAUAAGAUCCAUUGCAUCCAUUGGGCUACUGUUGCUGGUUUUGUUUCUGAUAGAAGAAGAAGAGUAUGAAAAGUUGUACCUGUGAUCUGUUUUGUAAAUCCCAUCAGGAACAACUCUUCACAGCCAAGAGUCUAAAGGGACAGGCACACCUAAAAUAUUUUCAAUUUCUUUUAUCACAAAUUUCCAAAACUCUUUAAUUCUUAGGCAGUCCCAAAAGAUAUGCGUGUAUUCCUUCAUUUUUCUACAAUAUUUUCAAGCAGAAUGCAAUUGUAGGUUUUUAGUCAGCAUAUUUUUGACACCUCUUUUGCUUUAAAUUGGUUGAAAUUCACUGACAAAUUUAAAGGGUGACGAAGAGCACUGAUUUAUGUUUGAAAAUAAAAGUAAUUGUGAUAAAUGGAGAUAUGAGGUUUUGGGUUGACACCAGUGAAAUAUAAACAGAGCUGUUCCUCCAUCUCAGCUAGGAUUCCACUCAUUCUUUCCCUCAUUUUUUAUCAGGGCAACUAUAACACAUACCAGGAGAGUCCGCUGAAGAUAUUGAUAGCCUGUUUUUCUUCAGAAUCAUGUUUGAUCACAUGAGUUUGUGUGAGAUCUCAAGUGUGGGGAAUUUCCACUGUGAAACUGGAACUGUAUACACCAAGAGUGAUGUGUCACUCCUUGGCCACACUCACUUGUGGUGUGAUGGUUCUCAACUAUCCUCAGGAGCCACCAACUCCCCCCUCAUGACAAAUCGUGACCCUAAAUUGGUAGAAUUUUUCAAACAAAUCAAAUUUAUUUGCUUUGAAAUAUAUUUCAGUUUGGACCUAAACAACAAAACAUGAAGGAAUAAAGGCAUAGAAUGAACAAAUGUCUUGCAAAGGCCAAACAUUAAUGUUAUACUCUUUUUUUACAUCAUUUAUCUUCCCAGACCCAUCAGAGAACUACUGGUCUAGUGUGUGGGUUCAGAGGAUCAUAAUGUAAAAAAUUAACAUUAAAAUUUCAUCCAGGAACACUCCCAUCACAUUUUGAACCAUUUUAUUGGUAAACAUAUACAGUUUUACUUGGCAGAGAAGGCUGGACUCAAAACACCGUCCCUGGACUAGUCAAGCAGCAUGCUUUGACUUGCUGGGAAGCACAUAGCUAGAAACCCCAUAUACAUAGAAACAUUUAUGAUAAUGCAAUAAAAUAAGUGCAGAAGCAAUUAAUUAAUAGCAGCAAAAAUCUGAAUAUGGAGGUGCAACAAGUUUUAUGCUAUAAAGUAGGAGGCUGGGGUGGAGGAGGUUAAGCUUUGAUGGCAGCAGCGUGGUAAAUCAGUAUUAAUGCAAAAAGGAAGUACGUGAUAUUUAAAUACACAGCUGUGUUGAGAGAAAUGGCUGUGACUGUGGAAGCAGGGAUUGGGAACAGCUGGCCGUAAGCUGAUCACGGCUGGGCAUAGGACUACAGUGUCCUGCAUGAAGUAACGCUAAGCUUCAAUUAUGUGAUCUCCCUUAUUUUUAAAAUCAAAUAAAAUUUGAACAUUUUUACUGUGUGCAGUCAGCCUUAAUUAAAUUCAGACCUUUCACCUCUUUGCAUUCUCUUUGGUGCCUCUUAUUUUUAAACAACUGCAAUUUGUCUUGUCUUUUUAUUGUUCCUAGACUUAAAAACCCCUACACACAAUCCAAGAAAAAACAUCUAAAAUCUCUUUAAUUUAAGCUUGAAUUUUGCUUUUGCUCUGUUUGUAGCCAUUUAAGUAAUGCCAGUUAAUUUAAUGAGUCAGUGGCUAAAACAGAAAUAAGAGUAAAUUUGUGAACACCAGCUUUAUUUCACAUCAAAUCUUUAAUGUUUUACAGUUUUUUUUUUAUGACAUUUUCAAAGCCUUUCAUGCAGGAAAUUGCUUUUCUUUUUCUUAGGAGCAAUUUUUGUUUGGAGUUGUUAAAUGUAGCACACACUGCCUCCAGUCCUGCUCGCACAUUGUUUUUAUCUCUGCCCCACACAUAUCAACACACACAAAUGUAUUCUCAUCCUGCCCUCAUGACCCAGUCUGUCUGCGUCUUUGUCAUCUUUAUCAGGGUGUAUGUGCGUGCUUGUUAAAGACACCAUGCCUUUGUGUUUGUUGGGGUUGUUUGUGCCGUGUGGCCCAAAGUGAUGCAAUGCCCCCCAGCCAAUAACUGCCAUCUCUACCCCACAGUGCUCUGCUGUACUGCGUGUGCCCCACAAAGAAACCCCUGUCAUCGAACUCAGUCAACAUUUGAGAGGAAAAAAAGCACAAAAACAAAGCGAAACAAAGUCAACCGUUGCAUUUUUGUAAAGCUGUAGAUGUAUUUAGUCAGCACUGAUCAUUUUUGUCAUGUUUGUUUUUUCUAUUGUUUGUUUUUGUGGUUUGAAACUAUAUGAAAUAUUAUUGUAUAUGAUUUCACUUCAAUUCUCUGCUGUGCCAGAUUUGGUGAAGACAAUGAACCUGAUGACUAUCAUAAAAACUAUACAGACAGUGACAAUGAAGCUGUGAGCAGCACUGUGGUGUUGAGUCCGUACUGGAUGCUGAAUUUAAAGAAAAUAGAAGAAGAAGAGUGAAUGGACUCAAACAGAGGUUUCUCCUGCAGAGUGGAGUCUCCAACUACUGUGGAGGACCCUACCGUCCCCACCAGAGGCCCCGCCCCUCCCUGGAUCUCGGGGGCAGGCACAUCAGAUGACGUGACACAUGUUCCUGCUACGUGUACAUAACCCCGAUGCUUACAUGUAAUUAAAGUGCAGUAGCUGCAUGACGGCACAGCCUCUGUGUGUGUACAGAAGUAGCGAUGUGUGAAUUUGUACAGUACAUGCAAGUGUGUGUGUGCUUGUGUCCACCAACAAAUCAGUCUGUCAUCACACACACAAAAAAGCAACACAUGCAUGCACCCUCGACAGCUGCACAGCACACACUCUGCUCACGCCAAACACACACACACACUCAGCAGUUGUUCAUCAUCUCCACAUUGUCCUGAGCUCUGCCUGUCACUCCGCAUGGAGUCUUUGCUCUGUGUCAACUUUCUUAUUCUAAUAAACCACUCAG